Molecule: messenger RNA, 2248 nt
Organism: Pogona vitticeps (central bearded dragon)
Lineage: Eukaryota; Metazoa; Chordata; Lepidosauria; Squamata; Agamidae
Gene: PSMC3IP
Product: PSMC3 interacting protein
Biological process (GO): meiotic strand invasion involved in reciprocal meiotic recombination; meiotic joint molecule formation; homologous chromosome pairing at meiosis
Cellular component (GO): condensed nuclear chromosome; DNA recombinase auxiliary factor complex
Molecular function (GO): double-stranded DNA binding; recombinase activator activity
Source: RefSeq, a predicted model, not a curated record
UGCAAAGCUCUCUUUCAGCACCACAUUGAAGUGAAUCAUUAUUUAAAAUUCUGUCAGCUUUCUUAACCUCCAGCUUUCAGACACAUACAAGGUGAUCAGAAAUACAAGAGUGUGGAUGAUCUUGGUCUUGGUCUCCAGUGACACAUCAUUACACUUUGUAUUUUUUAAUCCAUUGCAGUCUCCAUUGAGAUUAAUGACUGAACCAAGGUAUACCAAUCCUUCACUAUUUCAUUGUCAGCAUUAAAGUUGUGCAGUUCUUCUGUGGUCAUGAUUUUUGUCUUCUUAACAUCCAAGUGCAGUUGUGCUUCGACACUUGCUUCCUUCACCUUCCCCAACAGUCAUCUCAAAUCAUUGCUGCCUUCUGCCCUUAAGAUGGAGUCCUCUGCGUAUCUUGAAAGAUGGAGAAAAGCACAAUUUUUGCCAUCCACUCUUGAGUUUUCACCAGAGUGAAUCAUCUGGGGUCGUCAGCCAACCAGGCCACCUCAUUUUUCACCCCUGCACCACAUCAUUUAUAAACAAGCUACAUACCACCAUUCUCAAAAAUGCAGAUGCUUGGAGGAACUCCACUGUCCAUUUAUUCCUCUCUACCUCUGCCUGCUUCCUCAAGAUUCGAGCGCAAGGACAAACAGCAAGCAGAUGUCACUUUCGGUCAGUGGCUGACAUGGAUUUCAAGAAGAAAAUAAAACAAACAUACAGAACACUUCUCAGGGUCAGCGUAGCACUGUAAACCUGUCCAGGAUGCCCUGUUAAGAUACCUGCCCUGGUCCUCCUCACUGGCACCCCUCCGGCGCGGUGACGAGGUGUGCGGCUGCACUGCGCUUUUAAACGCUUCAUUUAGUCGUUCAGGGGGAAAAAUGAAUUUUUGUCCUUUCUCUCGUCUCUUUUUGGGAGGAAUGAGGGUGGGAGAGGCACGUUCGGACUAGCACUGGCUUCAUCGCGGGUUGUUUUUUUUUUUAACGUUUCUCGCUUUUGCCUCGGAAAGACAGUAAUGUGACGGGAGCUGGACAUGAUUACCCAUACCUUCCCUUCCAGCUCUGCGGUUCUAAGAUGAGGAUCAUGUCACGUCACACAUCCACGCGGAAGCCGGACGUCUGCGAAGCUACCAGUCUAUGUUCCACAGAAGUUUUUUUGUUGUCCUUUUUUAAAAAGCGGCAAACUUCCGCUUCCGGGGUUUUCCGGUUGGCGUUUCCGCCGUGGUCAGGAUGAGUGGAGGAGGAAAAAUCCGAGAGGGCUCCGCCGGAGCUGGAGAAGGUGCUGCUGCUAUCUUGCUGCGGUACCUCCAGGAGCAGAACCGGCCUCACAGUGCUCAGGAUGCUUUUGGCAACUUACAACGAGAGCAUGGCCUUGGCAAGACGGCUGUAGUGAAGGCGCUAGAACAGCUAGCUCAGCAAGGGAAGAUCAAAGAAAAGGUGUAUGGAAAGCAAAAAAUCUAUUUUCCAGAUCAGGAACGCUUUGGUAGUGUAAGUGACUCAGAGCUCAAAGGCCUGGACAAUGAGAUUUCAGAACUCUCUUGCAAAGUGCAGACUCUGCAGCAGAACUGUCGUCAUAUGGAGUCAGAACUCAAAGAACUGAAGGGCUCUAUGACAACUCCAGAGAUGGUUAAGGAGAUUGAAGACUUGAAAAAAGAUUGUGCUAACUACACAGAGAAACUGGAGCGAAUUAAAUCUGCUGCUAAUCAUAUCACCCCUGAGGAGAAAGAAAAGGUAUAUAAUGAGAAGAAGCUGUAUUGCAGGGAAUGGCGCCGCCGGAAGAGAAUGGCAACAGAACUACUUGAUGCAAUCCUGGAAGGCUACCCUAAAAGCAAGAAGCAGUUCUUCGAAGAAGUUGGCAUUGAAACAGAUGAAGAUUUCAAUGUUACUUUACCUACCAGCUGAAUCAAGGGUUCAUCUGAUUUAAGAUAUAUUUGCCCACUUAGCACUCGUUUUAGUUCUCUGUAUUCCACUUCGCUGUUAAUUUUUGAAAGUAAGUUGCAUUCCAUGGGGAUAAGCAGACCCUGCCUACUGCACUAUUGUUACUUUCUUCUGGCUCCUCUUCCCAGGUCUGUCAGGUUGCCAUUUUGUUUUUAAAGUUCUUAGCCUCACUACACAGGAUUACCAAUAAGCAUUUGUCAAUGCCGUUGGGGCUGGGAGAAGGGGAUACAAAGUAAAUACUUGAAUUAUUCUGACUUUAUCAUAUUCUUUGUGUAACUGGACUGCGUAACUCUACAGAAGGCACGUCAUGCCCAUUAAAUCAACCCUACUCAGUUGUA